Molecule: messenger RNA, 1780 nt
Organism: Tripterygium wilfordii
Lineage: Eukaryota; Viridiplantae; Streptophyta; Magnoliopsida; Celastrales; Celastraceae
Exons: 1
Coding region: 209-1591 (460 amino acids)
Molecular function (GO): S-adenosylmethionine-dependent methyltransferase activity
Source: RefSeq, a predicted model, not a curated record
AAUGAUUCCAAGAAGGAUGUGGUUAGGGAUUCAAAAAUCAAUCGUGCUCCUCGUGGGUGGAAAUCACACCUCCUCCAGGUUUUGCACUCGCUAAUUAUUUCCCCUCUCUCCGUUUGGCUUAAAUCUCUCUCUUUGUCUGUUGUAAACGUUCUCGAUUACUCUCUAGAAUUUGCAAUCUUCGUAUUUGUGGAUUUGGAGUCCUUGAAAAAUGCAUGUAUUUGGUGGGUCUAUAGCGAGGCGUGUGAUUUUACGCGCUUUCUUGCUUGCCUUGGUUAUGUCCAUUGUGCCUCUGGUGCACAUACUCUCUGGGUCAAAUUUGGGACUGUUGGAUCCAUUGACCACUCCUGAGUGUGCCUUUGAUUAUGGUACGAAUUGGCUGAUGAAUCGAUUGUUGAUACCGGGCUCAUCUGGGUCAGUGCGCUACAUGGAAAAUGUUAAUUUGACCGUUGAUGUGGUCAGAGAGCUAAUGAGAAUGCAAAUGUUGACGAAUUAUAGUGCGAAAGCUCUCUGUCUCGGGGAAGGAUCAGCCUCCGCAGUUAUGGCAUUGCGGGAUUUGGGAUUCUCUCAUGUUUGUGGGGUUAAUAAGAGCCCCUUCUCCUUGCUUAAGCAUAAGAACCUUGUUUACCAGCUUGACUUUGAAGGAAAUUCUUAUGACUUUGUACUGUUCAAUGAGAUGGACAAGUUUUUGGUCCCUGCAAUUCUGGUGCUUGAGAUUGAGCGUGUUCUUAAGCCCAGUGGAAUUGGGGCUGUGCUUGUGGGUGGCUGGGCGUUAAACCCGAAUGGCUUGAUUGGUGCCGCUACCCCAGUUUCUAUAUUACUGAGAGAUUCCAGGGUUGUGCAUGUUGGUUAUGUUGCUGAGUUGAUUCUGGUUGUGUUCAAGAAGAAAAACGAAAAUGUUGGUUAUUUUGAGCAAUUUGAACUGCCAGCUGAUUGCCAAUCUGUUAUGGAUAGCAAACCUCUCAUGGACUACUUAGAGCCUCUUGUGGAUGGAAAGCCAGUGGAAUUUGAAAAAAGAAUUGCUUACUUGCCAAAGCUCAUGGAUAUUUCUUCUAAGAAGCAUAUGGUCUAUAUCGACAUUGGCGCAGGGGAGCACUUAAAGUCCGGUGAUGAAAAUUGGUUCUUUCCAUCAUAUCCUGUGGAUCGCAAAGCUUUCAGUUCAUAUUUUGUCGAUCAUAACACUUCAGUUAUGCUAUCUUAUGUCAAAAAGCCCGGCAUCACAUUUGUUUAUUACCCAGACCUUGCUGGAAACAAGGCCACAGCAAUGCCAGAUGCUAUUGAAGAAUUAGAUCCGUAUGUUGAAUAUGGCAGCUUUGAUUUUCUUGCUUGGUUCAAGGAAACAGCGCAGCAUGCAGAUUUUAUGGUACUAAAAAUGAAUGCAGGGAAGGUGGAACUUGAAUUUCUGGCUGAACUGUUUAAAAGUGGUGCGAUAUGCAUGGUCGACGAGCUGUUCCUUGUUUGCUCAGACCAAGUGUAUGGGAAGGGUGCUGUGGAGGGACAAUGCUUGGACCUCUUCAAGGGUCUCAGAAGCAGAGGUGUAUUUGCCCAUCAAUGGUGGGAGACUGAACAGAGUCUGUCGUUCAGUAAACUCUAGUUUGAAUGCUGUGUCAUUUGAACUCUCUUUGAUUGUGUUAUGUCUGUUGUUGUUGUUGUUGUUGAAGUUUCUGCUGUAGGAUGUGUUGAAGACAUCCAAGUGCUUUGUGGUUGGGCACUUAUGCUAAAUAAGGAACCAUUUUGCUUUGUGUUUUGUUGAAUAAAAAGUGUGUUGUGUGCUUGGUUUGUC